This is a messenger RNA of Lathyrus sativus (Indian pea), 618 nucleotides long. The record is from the annotation of a GenBank genome assembly. Lineage: Eukaryota; Viridiplantae; Streptophyta; Magnoliopsida; Fabales; Fabaceae.
AUGGCAGAGAGCGCGGUUGCAUUCCUUUUGGAACACUUAUCCCAAUUGCUGCAACGCGAAGCUAAGUUGCUGUCCGGAGUGGAAGACAAAAUCAUAUCCCUCCGUAACGAACUCGAAAUCAUAAACAUAUACCUCAAAACUUCUUCUGAAGGGAACAACAACAAAGAAAUAGAACAAAAGGUUCUGAGUCAGAUCCGAGAUGUUUCCUACUCAGCCGAGGAUGUUAUCGACACAUUCAUCACCAAAGUAGCCUUCUACAAGAAGAGAAAUCUGCUGGGAAGAAUGCUUCGCAGCGUUAAGCACGCUAAAUUGCUACACGAGGUAGCAGAGAAAAUUGACAAUAUCAAAACCGCACUCAAAGAGAUACACGAAAACAAGAUCAAAUACUGUCAAGAAAGCAGUGAUCAAUCAACAUCAGCAACAAAAGAGGAGGAGAGAAUGAAAUCACUUCACAGAUUAAGAAGAAACGUGGAGGAGGAAAGAGUAGUGGGCUUUGUCCAUGAUUCUGAGGUAGUCAUCAAUAGACUCAUACAGGAUGAUUCACGGCAACUUAAUGUUGUUUCAAUCAUUGGUAUGGGUGGAUUGGGAAAAAACCACCCUGGCACGAAAAGUCUAUAA